Messenger RNA from Tigriopus californicus, 1591 nucleotides. RefSeq lists its product as uncharacterized. The coding region runs from base 152 to 1441 and encodes 429 amino acids. The record is from RefSeq and is a predicted model, not a curated record. The transcript has 3 exons. NCBI's taxonomy places the organism in Eukaryota, Metazoa, Arthropoda, Copepoda, Harpacticoida, Harpacticidae.
GUUCAAGAUAAAACUUGGAUAUAAAAACCAAAGAGAUUUUGAUUCGGAUCAAUAUUCAGGAACAAGCAACAGAUUCAAUAACAAGCAAGCGAGCUAAGAGUACCAGGCAAAUAACCAAAUCUGAGAGUUAGAGAGGGGCCCAAAAGUCGAGAUGGUAUCGAAAGUUUUGGUUUUCUCCCUGGCUGUCUCCUGCAGUGUGGCCUUUCCACGAAAUAUCAAUCAGUAUGAUUACUUCAAAUGUCCCAAUGUCAUGCAAGCUCAUCACUUAACCCGAGGUUUCCCUGGCGUGGUUGCUCACGGAUUACAUUCUAUCUCCUUGGAAGACCUUCAAUACUACUUUGACGCCUCAGCGUCCAAAGACAACCACGUGCCCACAAUCAACCUGGAUUUGGUCUCCGAGCAUGCAGUUUUGGGCUAUGCUCCAUCUGUGAGCCUGGAUCAUCCAUUUCCCUCCCAGUUUAUGAGAGCGGUGGAUCAGGUUCUUUCCCACAUGGAUGAUCCCAACUAUGACGUCAAGAAGUACAGCACAUUGGAACGAUUGGUUCAUGUCAUGCACAUGAAUGAGAUGUGGAAAAUGGCCAAGCCUCAUUACGAUAAACUUGUCGCGAACCCACCGAAAGAUCCUAGGAUUUGUCCCUGCGUCAACGAUGUUGAGAACAAUGGAAUCCUUGACAUGUUGAACUUCAUGGCCUUGAAGAUAAGGGAACCCGAACUCAUGUAUGGGCACCAUCUUACCCGUUAUGAAGGCUCUGACCGAUUGAAAUUGGUCAAGGACGACGACGAGGAGGCUUUGGAAGAUAAGGACAAGCUUGAUUGGCACGACAUUGAUUACUACUUUGGCAAGGACGGUCACCAGUCAAAUCAGAAACCCAUCAAAGAGAAUAUGGAUUGGGAAAACAAUGUCUACAAAUUCCCUUCUCCGACACAUCAAGAGAAGUUGGAUUGGCAUGACAUUGACUACUAUUUUGGCAAGGAUGGUCAAGAAAAGGCUCAAGAGACAUCCAAAGAAAAACUGGAUUGGGAAGGCAAUCUGUACCAAUUUGACUUCAAGAAUGAUGAUGAUGAUGAUGACGACAAGGACACCAAAACACAUUCCAAAAAGGCUCCCAGGGAGAAUUUGGAUUGGGAAGGCAAUCUGUAUCAAUUUGACUUCAACAAAAACGAACCAAAUCCACCCACAAACCCUCAUGAGAAGCUCGAUUGGCACGACAUCGAUUACUAUUUCGGUAAGGAUGGACAAAAGAACACCCAAAAGAACAUUCAAAAGCGAUCAGUGGAUCCAAAUGAGCCUACACGAGACAACUUUGCCAAACAGAAGGGCAUGCCCAAAUUGAGCAGUGAAACAGCUUGGAAAUAUUGGAAAAAUGAGAUCUCUGGAAUGGAGGAGAUCAGCGACUAUGAACUCGCCAUGUUCUUGUAUUGUGCUCUGAAUCACAAUUGAGUCUGGCAAACACAUACGAGAGGCGCCUUGCCUUCUACCUAUUGCCAUUACCAAAGCUAAGCAUGAUCUUCUUUCCAAAGACUUUUAUUUAAAGUUAUUCAACACUGAAUUGCAAAUGUUGUGCCAAAUAAAUUCCACUUGAAGCAAAAA